CAUUUUCUUACAAAUAAAACAAUAAAAAAAGAAAUUUACCUUUUUUGUGACUAAACAUUGAACGUAGCAUAUCGUAAAUGAGAGAAAAGAAGAAAAAAUAAAUUUCUAAAAGAAUGGAAGAAACUCCGAAAGUUCAUACGAAAAGCAAACAUAAAAGGACGUCGUCGAAGAGUCGGGAACAUCGAAAACGAGAUUCAUCGCGAAAAAAUGAAGAUGGGGUGGAUGUGGGAACGAGUGGUGAGAAUAUUAAUGCUUCGGUUGUUAGUAAAGAAUAUCCACAAGAACAACCAACAAUUGUUAUUGAAAACGAAACAAAAAAGGAUGAAAAGAUUCACAAGGGAAUUUUGGGUUACAUGGAUCGUCAAUUAAAAGUUCAAUCAGGCGUUGAGACUCCACGUAGUCCAGCACAAAGAAGCAAUCGAAGUCGUGCCAGUAGUGAUAAAAGUCCUAAACAUAAACGAAGCAAAUCAGAAUCGAGAAGGCGUCGAGAACGAAAACUUCAAGCGGCUGGAGAAAUGGAAGUGCGUCAAGCGAAUGAAACUUUAAUGCGAUAUUUAAAGCAAUGCUCUGAUUUGAACGACGCUUCAGGCUCUCUUUCGGGUGACUUGGAAAUUAGUGAGAAUCUUGACGACCGUAAAGUUCAUCGAAAAACCAAAUCCCAGCGUGAAAAGAAAUCCUUUCGUUUGAUUGGGAAGGCACCAUCAAGUGACUUGACGACAAUAUUGAAUGAACUAAAUGACGACAUCAUUCCAAAUAGUGACAUAUACAAUCCUUUCACUCCAGUCGUAUCACCGACAACCGAACAACAUCCGCAAAUCGUUGAUAAAAUCUUCGUUCAAACAUCGAGUGGAUACCGUGCAGUUGACAAUAAUAAUAGUUUCUACAAAAGCUCUGCGCUUGAUGGUGACUCUGAUAGCAAUAACUUUUCUAUUAAAAAUGCUGUUCAACUAUCUUGUCUGGUUCAGAAAAUGUGGAUUAACAUAUCAAACGUUUGUCACGGUCUGCUUGGUGGAUUAGCUCUUGCUCAUCUGAUUUUCAUUUUAACGACAAAACCAGAAGACUGGUCAGGCACUGAAAUGUCUCAAAGUCGCUAUGAGUUGCAUGCUAAAAUCUACACCAACGUGUUUUUCUUUCUUGCUGUUAUUUGCUUCGUUUCUAUCAUGGACCGCAUUGACAUUUGUCAGUUUAGUGUUUCGUCUUUAUUGAACACUUCGGAAGAUAAAAGUCGCUCGAUUUCAUUUCGUUCUAUUAUCUUGAUAAUGAUUUAUGCUGGAACCAUAAUUCUCAAUUUACUAGCAGCAUCAGUUGACAGCAAAUUCACAAUGAUCAAAUCGAUGUCUUCAGAAAAUUCGACAGUUGAAGCAGAAAUGGCGACAACACCAGAAAAGCAGAGCUCGAAUGAUGAUGAAAUGGUUUACUUGUGGAACACUCUUUCCAUAGCAAGAAGCUUUGGUGCUAUUGUUGGCUGGUUAAUGAUAUCAACAAUGAACACAGAUCUUCUCUACAAUACACUAAUCGAAAUGGAUAAAUAUCACGUACAUCCAUAAAUAAUAAAGUUACUUAAUCAUUUAGGAAGCAUUCAAUUGUAAAUAUGUUGGAAACCAAACCAAAAAAAGAGAGCAUUUCAUAGUCAAUAGAUCUACCUAUUUUGUAGCACAAAUGUUUAAGUAGUGACUGAUAUUUAAAAGCUUCGACUUUCUUUGUCGGUUUCUGUAAAUAAUCUCAAAAGUAAUAUUAAGUAAAGCAAGCUGAUAUUAUUACUUAACAGAUCUGAUAUGAAUAUCUAAGAUGUAUAAAUAGAGAGCAAAUAAAUGUGUAACUUGAUAUGAUUGGUAUUAAACAGACUUACUUGACUUCUAAUCAACAAAGUUACAUCGUGAC
This is a messenger RNA of Clunio marinus, 1881 nucleotides long. NCBI's taxonomy places the organism in Eukaryota, Metazoa, Arthropoda, Insecta, Diptera, Chironomidae. The record is from the annotation of a GenBank genome assembly.